Molecule: messenger RNA, 14701 nt
Organism: Cuculus canorus (common cuckoo)
Lineage: Eukaryota; Metazoa; Chordata; Aves; Cuculiformes; Cuculidae
Gene: ADAMTS5
Product: ADAM metallopeptidase with thrombospondin type 1 motif 5
Exons: 8
Coding region: 123-2675 (850 amino acids)
Biological process (GO): proteolysis; extracellular matrix organization
Cellular component (GO): extracellular matrix
Molecular function (GO): metalloendopeptidase activity
Source: RefSeq, a predicted model, not a curated record
UUCCCCCUUUCCCUUUUUUUCCCCUUUCCUCUCCCUUUCCAUCGCUGCUCUCCGCACACCCCCUUCCCCAACUCCUAUUAUUAUUCUCCUUCCUGGUGUUAUCAGCGCUCGCAGCGAGGGCGAUGCUGCUGGGGCUGCUGUGGGUGCUGCUGGCCGCCCGGCUGCCGCCCGCACCUGCCGCCCCGCCGCCGCGCCGCCUCCCUCCCCCCGCGGCCAGCGGCGCGGUGCGGCGCCUCGACCGAACCUACGCCGGGGGCGGCCGGGCCGGCUACGUGCUGUACGCCGCGGGCAGGCGCUUUCUCCUCGACCUGGAGCAGAGCGACGGGGCGGCCGGGGAGCGGCCGGGAGCCCCGUCGAGCUGCUAUUACCGGGGCACGGUGGACGGCAACCCGCGCUCCCUCGCCGUCUUCAACCUGUGCGGCGGGCUGGACGGGUUCUUCGCCGUGGGAAGCGCCCGCUACACGGUGCGGCCGGCGCGGCGCGGCGGGGGGACGCGCAUCUACGGGGAGGGCGCACCCCGCGCCCCGCAUCUGUUCCGCAGGGAGAGCUUCAGCUUCCGAGCGCUGCCCGCCCGCACCAGCUGUGAAACCGGCGACCCCGCCGCCGCGGCGGCAGACGGGGACGAGAGGAGGAGGAGGAAGAGGAGGAGGAGGAGGCGCUCCGUGUCCCGAGCCCGGCAGGUGGAGCUGCUGUUGGUGGCCGACGCGUCCAUGGUGCGCAAGUACGGGAAGGGGCUGCAGCACUACCUGCUCACCUUAUCCUCCAUCGCCUCCCGGCUCUACGCCCACGCCAGCCUGGAGAACCACGUCAGGUUGGCCGUGGUGAAGGUGGUGGCCUUGGGCGAGAAGGAGAAAGGGUUGGAGGUCAACAGGAACGCCGCUACCACCCUCAAGAACUUCUGCAAGUGGCAGCACCAGCACAACCGCCUCGACGAUGACCACGACGAGCACUACGACGCCGCCAUCCUCUUCACCCGUGAGGAUUUAUGUGGGCAUCAUUCAUGUGAUACUCUGGGAAUGGCAGAUGUUGGGACCAUAUGCUCUCCUGAGCGCAGCUGUGCAGUGAUUGAAGAUGACGGCCUCCAUGCAGCUUUUACAGUGGCUCACGAAAUUGGGCACUUGCUUGGACUUUCCCAUGAUGACUCCAAAUUUUGUGAGGAGAACUUUGGCUCCAUGGAAGACAAACGCCUGAUGUCCUCCAUUCUGACUAGCAUUGAUGCUUCAAAACCCUGGUCCAAAUGCACUUCAGCAACUAUAACAGAAUUUUUCGAUGAUGGUCAUGGUAACUGUUUGCUGGACCAACCGAGAAAGCAGAUCAUGGGCCCUGAGGAGCUUCCAGGACAAACCUAUGAUGCCAUUCGUCAAUGCAAACUGGCAUUUGGACCUGAAUACACAGUGUGUCCCGGCAUGGAUGUGUGCUCUCGCCUCUGGUGUGCAGUUGUUCGCCAAGGUCAGAUGGUAUGUCUGACUAAGAAGCUGCCUGCUGUGGAGGGAACACCAUGUGGAAAAGGGAGGAUCUGCCUCCAGGGAAAAUGUGUUGACAAAACCAAGAAGAAAUACUACUCAGCUUCAAGCCAUGGUAACUGGGGGUCCUGGGGACCUUGGGGACAGUGCUCCCGUACCUGUGGCGGAGGAGUUCAGUUUGCUUAUCGUCACUGCAAUAACCCAGCUCCUAGAAAUAAUGGCCGGUACUGCACUGGCAAGAGGGCCAUCUAUCGCUCCUGCAACAUCACGCCCUGCCCAGCAAAUGCUAAAUCUUUUCGACAAGAGCAGUGUGAAGCAAGGAAUGGCUAUCAGUCUGACUCAAAGGGUGUCAAGACAUUUGUUGAAUGGGUCCCCAAGUAUGCUGGAGUACUUCCCGGAGACGUUUGCAAGCUCACCUGCCGAGCCAAAGGAACUGGCUAUUAUGUGGUAUUUUCUCAGAAGGUAACUGAUGGUACAGAAUGUCGACCCUACAGUAAUUCAGUCUGCAUCCGGGGAAAAUGCAUCCGAACUGGUUGUGAUGGCAUCAUCGGUUCAAAGCUCCAGUAUGACAAAUGCGGGGUGUGUGGAGGAGACAACUCCAGCUGCACGAAAGUCAUGGGAACCUUUACCAAAAAGAGCAAGGGCUACACAGAUGUGGUGAAAAUCCCUGAAGGGGCAACCCACAUCAAAGUUCGGCAGUUCAAGACUAAGGACCAGAGCAGGUUCACUGCCUACCUGGCCCUGAAAAAGAAGAGCGGUGAGUACCUUGUCAAUGGAAAAUAUAUGAUCUCCACUUCAGAAACAAUCAUUGACAUCAAUGGGACUGUCAUGAACUACAGUGGCUGGAGUCACAAAGAUGAUUUCUUGCACGCAAUGGGACACUCUGCCACAAAAGAGGUUCUGAUUGUGCAGAUACUUGCGACUGAUCCAACUCAACCAGUGGAUGUCCGCUAUAGUUUCUUCGUGCCAAAGAAGCAAGGGCAAAUGACUAACUCUGUCACCAGCAGUGGCAGCAGCAGCAGCAAAGUAACUUCAGAGCUCAUGCAACCCCGCUGGGUUACGGGGCCUUGGCUUUCUUGUUCUCGAACAUGCGACACAGGAUGGCACACCAGGACUGUCCAGUGCAAAGAUGGGCAUGGAAAAUUGGCCAAGGGAUGUCUUCUGUCUCAAAGACCAUCAGCGUUUAAACAGUGCUUGUUGAAAAAGUGUUAACCUGUGGUUGUGAUCUUCUUUAAAAGACGUUUGGUUAAGCAUUGUUGACAUACUGAUAUUAGGUCUGCCCAGACAGAGAGAAGCAAAAGCUUCAAUGUACUUACAUACAGUCUCAAAUUAUGGGCAGAAUCUGCCUAUUUGGACCAAAUGAAGACGUGCACUGCUUUAAAUAAUAGUAGGGUGAUCUUAAUACAUCAAAAAACUAAGCAUUAAAGUUGUUAUAAGCCCUCAGUGUCUGCAAAAAUAUAAAAUAAAAUAAUGCAAAAGAAGAAAACCUAAUGAAUGGAGGAUCCUGGGAUAUUUGAAGGUCACAGAAUCAUCUCCCCCUUUUCACCUACCUCUAAUACAGUAUGUCCUUAGAAAACAUCGCAUGUAUCCAUGAUACCACAGUAGCUUAUUUUAUACUGUUCUGUAAAUAUCUUUCAUUUGGUCUGUCACUUUAUAUUACCUGAUUCUAUUAAAAAAUCAAAAGACAAACUACAUAAGCAAAGUGAUUGACCAAAGUAUAUUGGCAGCCCUUCUAGACUUGGUCCAUUCUUCAGAAGCGGCUGCAGAUGUUUUACUGGAAAAUGAAGAGCUUGCUGCUGGUUUGAAAAAGUAAUACCUUUUGGGUUUGAAAAAGGAAACACGUUAUUGUGCUAGAAGUUUCCUGACAGAGUAUCAUUCUAUGACAAAUACUCUGUUUCGGCCAAGAAAUUCUCAGAGGAGCAUUGCAGCAGCUUGCAGACCAGGGAUCCCCAUGUGUCUAUUGCUCAAAUACUAGCACCAUUAGUGACUCCUCACCAUGUGUAUGUCAGAGUGAGGAUUUGGCUGCUAGGAGGAAUUUGUGUACUCUUUGCUUGUAAACUUUCCACUAGUUCCAGCUGUGUCACAGCUUGGGGUCCUUGUUCUCAAUGAACAAUAGCUGCUGGCUUCUUUUUUCAUAAAACAAAGACAUACUGUAUUUUAUAGAAACUAGUUAGAGAACCAAAAAUUACAGGUAAGAUAAUCAAGUGUCUUCUGACUCAGAUAUUCUGAGGCUGUGUUCAACUGCUUUCUCUGUUACUUUCUGUAUGGCUUCCACUUUGAAUCUAACAAUGUGUAAUGUACCUACAUCUUUUGAAGAGGCUAUAAAGGUCAGAAAAACACAGCAAGAAGUUAAUAUUUUUGUUUCGUCCAUCAUGUCUAACUCUGGUAUUCGUCUUACCAGGAAAAGUUUGUAACUAUUUGACUUUUUUUUAAAUUGUUUUCUGUGUGUUUUGGGUUUUUUUUUAAAAACUACAGAAGUCAUUCAUAUUUAGUGUAUCUACCAUGUCUGGGAGAAGGAGGGAUCACUAGGAAGUCAAACCACAUCAGGAUGUGGAGGGCUUGCCCAAUAUCAAUAAGACUGUUUCCACAGUACAGGCAGUAGCUGUUAAUAGUUCUCUUUGGCAACAGCUUCUGAUUCCCAUUAUUGUCUGGUAGAAGUUCUACGACUGAAGAUGGGCAUUUCAUCUUAUGCAGGUAACAGGUGGAUGCCUGAUAGCAAUCCUGUUAAAACCGUUUCCUUUUACAUCAGCAGGCUUUGAAUUAAGCCCUAGGAUAACAGUUACCGAAAGAAGUAGUCGUCAUACGCCAAUGAAAACAGAAUCCCAUCUGUCUUUUAUUCACUCAUUCAUCCACACAGGACAGUGUGAGACAGUGGGAGGAUUUUCAGACAAGCCUCUGAGCUGUAAGUCAGUGGUACUCAGGCAGUAAAAUAAUCCAGGCUCUCCUGAAAAUCUCAGUUAUGAAAUCAGUAGAGAAGACUUGUUGGCAUAUGUAUUACGAAGGGCAGGUCUCACUCUAGGCUGACACAAACAUGUUUUUGCAACUGAGGCAUGUUUGUGUGAACUCUAAGAAAGCAUGUGAUGAUUUCAAAACAGCACAGAAUUGGUACAUCUAGUAGUAUGAAACCUGGAGAAGUAUCUAUUUUUGUACCCUGUUCUAAAUAAACAGUAACAGGGACAGGGCCUCCUUCUCUGUCCAAGUGAAUUACCAAUGAAUGUUACUAGUCAUCUUCAGCUUUCAAAAGUGAUGUGGCCUUCCUGUUAGGAGUAUUCUUAUGCAAAAUGGUGAAUCUUGAGGAAAAUUCCCCACUCAAUCUGUGAUCCCACCCUAAGAACAGCAAUCAAGGCUCUGAAUAUUUGCAGAGAUCUGGAAAGUUAAGGUUUAUGUCUUCUCUACCUGUUAACAUAAGAUCACUUAAGUGUCUUAUUUUUCCUUCAAACAAUCUAAUUUUUACACUCAUAAAUGUAUUAACAUGUUCUAGAACCUCUUAUAAAAGUUCAUAACAAUUAGAAAACAUCAUGAGAGGAAAAAUAAGGAGAUAAUAUGUCACAGCAUAGACUUAACAUUUGUCUCUGCAUACAGCUGUUGUAUUAAGUGGCGUUUGUUUUUCCUGUAUUUUAUCAUAAUAGAGACACAAUGCACAAGUAUUUGUGUUUGCAUCUUAGUAGUAAUUUAUUAUAUAUUCAACAAGAUGAGUAAAGUUUUUGGAUGCUGUUCAGGCUCCAGAAGAGCAAUACCACAUGCGGGUAUAAAUUUAAAGCUUCCUCAAAUCAAGAGUAUCUUUUUCGUAGGAAGAGUUUAUUUAUAAAAAAUAAAAAAGUGUGAGAAAGAACCACUAUAGUGAUUUUUCCCCUUUUCACUAGUGUAGUAAUGAAGAAAAUUAAGAUGCAAAAAAAGCAGUGGCCUUUAUAUGGUAAGAGGGCCAAGGGAGCAACCCUGAAAGUGUAAGAUAAACUAGGUCAUCCUGCUCUAGUUAACACUUGCUUUUUAGCUGUUCUUUGUAAUCAGACUCCAAAUCCAAACCUUGCUUUUGUUAGUCACAGCUAUCUCAUGUAGCUGAUGAAUGAAAAGUUGGUGCCAGGUAUAUGACUUUUGUCAUGUCAGCUUCUCGACUAAAUUCCUUGUCUCUCACACUGCUAUGUCAUUGUUUACAUUACUACCAAGUGUUGCCAAAUAAGAUUCCUAAAAUGCAUCUAGGGGAUCGAAACCUGGAGUAUUGCUCUUUGCAUAGAAAUCAGCAAUGCUCAGUGUUAAACUCACUGCUGACUUUUCAGGACACAUCACUAGUGUCCUUUGGUGGAUCCCGAAGCAUCGGUGCAGUUAGGGCAUCUGCUUUGCAGAUAAGACAUUCUCACUAGGAAAAAAAUCCUAUCAUCUUUGGUUUGACUGUACACAAGGAAUUGAAUUUACCUGCCCUCCUGUGGAAACAGUUUUAUCGUGAGGGGGAGAGGGAAUAGUCUUGUGGAUUAAUAACAACUGUAAAAAGAAAAAAAAAAAAAAGGCAACACAGCACUGAAAAAAAUAAAAUAAUUUAUUGUUUUUACAACUGGUAUGUGAACGGAUGUAAUGAAUUUAUUUAUUCUUAUUUAACAGAAAUACCAAUUGUGCAAAUUCUAUAUUUAAAAUGUUUUGCUAUCGUCUCUGUCUCUCUUUCUGUCUUUUAAUUUAUGCUUCAAAUUUGUGUUGAAAGUACGCCUUGUGAGUUUACAUAAUGUAUGGCACUGGUUAUUUUUUUAUGUUUUUAUUUAGAAAGCUUUCUGCAUGAAACAGGAAUAUAUGUGUAUACAUGUGUGCACACUGUACAGACGUAUAUUCUUUUUCUGCUGCCAUCUUUUCCUUAGCGAUUUUUAAUUUUGUGACACCUCAUGCUCAAAGCUCCUUGUUACACUUCACUUCCAAAAUCUCUCAACUAACAAGUCACAAUGCUCUGUGGACCCAAACCCACCCAUACCAGCUCCUAAAGAAGUCAGACAGCAGUCUUGCUUCGCACAAGUGCGUGCAAUGUGUGCCUCAGUGAUUUACCACCAAAGCUAGCAGGAGUCUUACUCUUUGCUUCAAUGGGAACAGGUUAAUGCUUGCAGUACGUAAGUCCUCUAUAUGUGAGUCAAGGAUCUGUGAUUUGCCAGGCUGUCAAGUGAGUCUUCCAUCAUGCAGCUUCUUAUGUUUAAGUGAAAAUACUGAAGAUAAACUCUUGUGUGCCUCUUUAAAAAUACAGCUGAAACAACAUAUGAUUUGGUUUAUGAAGACUGAACCUUUAAAAAAAGCUACUUUUUCAGUCUUUCCUCCAUUUAUAUACAUACAUAAAUAUAAAUAUAUGGCUAUAAAAAGUCAAGAGUCCAGUUUGGAAAGCUUUGCAAUGUUUUACUUCAUUGCAUUGGUUCUUUGCACCACAUCAGGCGUAGCCAGCCAAGCAUGUAUUCCCAGUGUUUCUUUGAAAAUAACAGUAUCUGUUUGCUUCCACUUCUUUUCCAGUCCAACUACUGCUAAACUCAAGGGAACUUGUAUUGGACCCACUGUAAACAAAAAAGAAUGCAAUAUAAACAAACCUACAGCUUUCCUACAGUCAGUUUAUUUGUCACAAUACAAGUGACUUAUGUAGCCACUUCAACGUAAGGGCAGUAAUACAGACUGCAAAUAAUAACUUUCAAUAGUUUGAAACAGAUCCUCCUUAUCAGUGUCCCCAUUCACAACAAAAUAAAUGCCAUCUCAGCCUCUCUCCCCACUGUCUGCUGCCAUCCACGCACUUCUGAAGACUGAGAGUCAGCUACAAGGUUUUACAUAAAAUUGUGACAGCCAGUGGGUGAUGCUUCCUCACUGAAAAUGUACUCCAAAAACCCAAGAAAUUACUAUGAGCCUUGACUUUGAUGAUCUCUAGGGCUGGCUUUAAACAGGAUUUGUAAGAAUGAAAUGUCAACAGUUGUGGGGUUUGUCACUGAGGAAGAUGGAGCCUAUGGCAAGCGACAAAAAUAGAGUCUCUGAGCAUAGGCUGCAGUUUCCGGAAAAAAAAAUAUGCUGGUUCGGAGGGCUUUGUUAGUUUUUCUGAAUAAGUGAUUAGUUUUACAGAGUUGCCAUAGUGCAUCACCUCAUUCAUACUUCUUAUUGGCAGCAUUUUCAAGAGGGUUUUUUGCUGUGGGUACACUCAUAUUAGCUUGUAUAGUAAAGCUAGUGCAACGUUCUUGUUUCAAAUAAUGUUGCAAAUGCAGAUAUUUCUCAUUUAUCAUGUGUAUCAGUAAUGACUCUUAAAGAAAUUAUUAGGUCCUCUGCUGGCACCACCAAAUGUAGCUCUAGGGUUUAGAUUUCACUACAAAUGCAAGUGUCAGUGAUGGUGUACAAGAUGUGAAAUGCCUCAAACAUAUUCAUAGUCUUCCAGGUGAGUGGUGUAGGAACUUCUCUCCUGACACACCAUACCAAACAUCUUGAUACUGUCCCAUUAUUCUGCACGUUGUGGAGUUGCAAGUCGAAAACAAAACUUAUAAUGUCAUUUACCUUGAAAGUUGUCUGUAAAGGCUCACGGUCACUGUAAGGACACUAAAAUCACUUCCACAUACACCAGCAUUUCAUAGUCCAUGUUGAAACGCAUGAACACAUGUAGAAUUUAACUGCAAAUGCAUAUUUUCUGUGUGUUCAUGUGUAUGCUUGUGUAUAUAUAAACACAUGCGUAUGUAUAGACAAAAACAAAUAUUUGGGUCUGCAUUACUCCCACUCACAUAGAGUUUAGUUGUACCUAUGUAAAUUCAAAGUAACUUCAUUACAUCAUUUGGCUUUGCAGGAGCUGCUUCAGAAAUACCACUUUAAGUGACAGCAUAAUUUUGUCGUUUAAUUUAUAGGAACUUGUUUACACAAUUUAUCAUAUGGACUGUGAAAUUUUUAGAUAGUUUAUCCUAUGAAACAUACUCAUUGACAGUCAAGCAUAAAUGCUUUGUUAAAAUCCCAUCAGAUAGAGGAAAUAAUGUACUGAAUUCAAGUAAGUUGGAGACAGUAUAAUACUCCCGUAGAGCAAUAAAUCAUUCAAUUACUGUUGCCAGGUCAUCUGUCUAACAUAAGAUGAAACAAGAGAGAUAUUGUAGGGAAGACUAAAGGGAAAGCACAAGGUUUGGGUUUGCUUAGUUUAUUUCAUAAAUAUUAUGUGCCUCUUCAUAGACUUUGCUGGUGUCAGCAUAUUCUGUAAAGUGUCACUUUGUGCAUUACAGAACUCUUGGCUGAAAUACCAGUACCCUAUGAAAAAACAAGAGGAGUCACAGAACUUCUUUUCAUCCUAGUAUGUGUCUAAUCAGAGAGAGUUAACAUUUUUAGAGCACUACUAUGUCAGCCAGUUUACAUCAUAAAUAUGUUAUGCAAAUAUAAAUUCAUUUGAACUGAACUGUACAAGGUCUACACUGUACUAUGACACAUUGAAGGCCAAUAUUUUGUUUUGUAAACUAUAACAUAUGUAUAAUUUACCAGUUGUAAUCUUAAAACAUUUGGUUCUGUGAUUUCAGUAAAAGUAAUAAAUAUAAACUGUAUCAUAGGUCUAAAAUAUUUGUCCUGUAUGGUAUAUUGUUGGCCACUUGUGCCCCGCUAGACACAGAUGAGCAUAAAGAGAUUGAGCUCAUCCCUAUGCUAAGUAAGUCAUCAAUGUUCUUUCAAUAUGUAAACAGUGCACUUCAGCUGUGGUGGGGUGGAGUUGUGUCAAAGUGUUUUUCUGAGUGAUGAAAUAUAAUGGGAAAGAGCAGAGAGCGGUAUUUGGCCCCUCUCCAGAGCCUUAGAAAAAGUUCCUGUUUGCUGCAGUGCAGAAAGAUGGUAAAUACUGUGUAAAAUGAUCUAAGAAUAGUAAGAACCUGCCAGAAUGGAUAAUGGCAGAGUGCAAUGUGUGCAGAUGUGCUGGUACAGCAUAUGUGUCUAAGGAACAAGAACAGUAACUAGGGGAUUGGGCUAGUGAGACAGAGUUAUAUACACACUUCACCCCAGUGAAGUGUGGCUCUUAAGAUGGGUUAUGACCAAGAUUUACUUUUCUAAUCGAACUGUAUUGUUAUGCCUUAUAAUUUACCUUUCAUGCUGAUUUCUUCCUUAUCCUUUCUCAUUCCACAACACUACGUUGGAGUUUUUCUUGUUCCCUGAAAAUGAUGCUUUCUUUCCAAAAGUGAGAGCAAACUUGUCCUGUUUAAAUCUUACCCUGAGUGUGUGUCUAAUAUAUUGAUGGUGAUUUAAGAAUUUUGGAUUUUGCCUUUUUUUUUAAAUUGUUUUCCCUUUAUUUUGUUUUACAAAUUGUAAAUGAAAUUUGUUCUUACUUACAGAAACAACUUAUAUAUACCUAGGAAUAACUUUACUUUCUAGGUUCAAACAACAGCAGUGAAGCUUUACAGAGCUGCCAGUCACUGUAGAGAGAUCCAAAGUCUUCAGAAAAAUUUGUCUAAUAAUCUAUUAUAUUACAUAUAGAUCUGCUUGAACCACAUUACAAGAGAGCUGUCCUGCUAAGUGCUUGGUACAGUAUAUGUCUAUAUAUAUGCACAAUAUUACAUAUUUGUGAUAUUACUGUUACAUACUCUAUACAUAUGUAAAAGUGUUUCAGAAAAUCUUGUUUAUACGUUUACACUGGAUGUCUUCUAUGACUGGCCACUGCCCAUCAGAAAGAAUAAAGUGGUCAAGAGCAGUGAAGGGCACAGUUAAAAACUUGUACUAAAAGGCAAUUUUACCAUUUACCCUUACCCUUUAGGGAGACGAUUAAUCUGCUACACUCUUCAGUAAAAAUUGUCUAACAGGUGUUCAUCACCCUCUGCAUCUUCCCACAGCCAGGAUGCUGUGGCAGAGCAAAACCUCUACCAACUCCUUGUCUGCUUCUGCCCACCUGCAGCUAGAAAUAGCAGACAUGAGAACUUGCAACAGCUUAAUCCUCUACUUCUAGAUAUAUUUUCCCUCUUAGAGAACUCCACAGGUGUUAUCACCUCAGAGAUACUUCAGUACCUCCUCUGUAUGUUUGUCUGCAUAACAAGCUGCAGUGUCACUGAGUGAUUAUAGCAGGUCCUAUCUUCCCAAAAUUCCAUUUUUAUUUCUCAUUUUAGAGUUUGCAGUAGCUCAGAGUAAGCGAUUACUGGGAAUGGAAGCCUGUUCACAUGAAAAAACAAAUAGAGCAGAGAUAGACUUUGUUAAAUGUCCAACACUGUCAUAAUCCCAUUACUGUGCAGGGACUGUUCUGUAUCAGAGAGAUAAACUCAUUCUCUCUUAAUGUAUUUUCCAUCUCUUCAUAAUGUGACAUUUCACCUCUUCAGAAACUACAUGUAGUUAUGUAUGAGGAGGGAGACUUCUAUUCCUAAGACUCUGAACUUGUAGACCCACCUCUCAUUUUUAGGUGGGUAUGCAAGUUGGAUUUGAUCCAAUUUCAGUCCCUAGCUAAACUUUUAAAAAAAAAAAAAAACACAUUUUUUUGAAACCUCAGUAUAUAUCAAUAAUUGAACUAGAAAAUUUUCAAGUCUUUCCACAUUGCUUAUACUGUUACCUCCUCCUUAUGCUGUUCUUUGUGAAGUUUAACGUAAUACCUUCAUCAUACUUACACCAUUUGGCAUUCUAAGCUGACCCAAGGACAGGGCUGGAGAGGAACUGUGUGUGGAAAAAUAAUUUAACAAAAGUCAAGGAAAAAUUCUUAUUUUCCAUACUUGGAGGACUGGGGAGGCAAUCUCUUUGCCUUCCCUCUAUUAUUCUGGGAAAUGUUUGUCUAAGUGAAAGUAGAUGAACAUCAUGUGCAACCUAAGGAUGAGCUUCUCAAAGAGGCCAUUGUGGCCAUUGCCACCACAGCCUCACUUCUACAAGUGUUGCUAAACAAAUACCAUUAGACAGGACAGUUGGAUGUAAUUCCAGAGAGUGCACAUGCAUUUACCUGUAGGAAAGAAAAAGAUGCCUCAGAAGGCAUAAGGGAUAAGAAGUGUUGUAUUCUGUAAUCCUUACUAGCAUGAAUGCAUUUUGUCACAGGAAACUUGUAAGCAUGUAUUUCUGUCUAGCUAUCAUUUGGUUCCACUGUGUGUAUUUAUGUUAUUUCUUACAUCUAUUCUUCUACCUCACUAAGACUUUACCUAAAGGACCUGAAUCUGCAGAACUAAAGCCAAACUCUCCCACACAUCUCUAACUGCAUAAGCCUGAGUUGCUGCUAACCAAACUCACGUUAGUAGCAAUGCUUCCCAGUAAAUUGUGACUGCUGUCAGUUGGGUGUUAAAGGAACAGUGUUCCCUGCCCUUGUAGCUCCAGGAGAAGAGGCGAGUCAGGGGGUGAGCCUAGCAGCCACACGAGAGCCCUGCUGGCAUCAACUCUCACAUUGUCUUGAGGGGUGAAGCAGAUUGAACUUUCAGAUCCUGCAUGUGUGCAAGGACAUGCCUACCUCUAGCUCACAUGAGUGCAUCACAGAGUUGUGCAUCAGAAAUGAAUUCUUUUCAUAGCACCAGUUCUGCUAGUCAUCUUUUUUUCUCCUUAUACCUUUAUGGUGUUACUUCAAGAGAGUGCAGUCAAGAUGGAUUUUAUAUUUUUCGCUCUGGAGGCACUGAAGUCCUCACUCCUUUAGAGUCUGAGUUGCUGCGGUAGCAGAUGGUGUGCCUGGGCCCUCUAUUGAUGGGAGCUGGGCGUUCUCAUGCCCACUGAUAAUUUCCCUGUUACGAUCUGUAUGCCCUAGUGAGAUUUGCAGAUGUAAAUUCUGCCCUAGCCAUGCCAGUGACCACAGAAGGGCCAUACGCAUGUGUUAGCGCACAUAAAGUGUACAUCCUUGCAAAAAAAAACGUGCAAAUUGCCUUCAAUCGGCAAUCCAGCAGAAGCCCAUUAGAAGCAAACCCCAUGCAGCCAUAAAGUCAUGAAGGUACCCCAGGGAAACAUCUGCUUGGUAGGCAGGAAGGCACUGGGGCAGUGAACACCACUACAGUCCCAUAGUGCCUGAGAGCAUCAGGUAACUAUAACAUCUUGAAAUAGUUGAAAGCUGGCAGCUGGCCACCUAGGCAAUUGCUUAGAUGGCAGCUAGCCAACAGGUUGGCAAACGAGCUUAGUUACCUAGUAAAGGUGGUCUGUAACUAAAGGGUAAUGAAAAUUAUACUGGAAACUUUCAGAGCACUUUAAAGUGGUCAAUUUAAGACAGGGCUCUGCCCACUGGAAGUGGUCCUUUGCUGAAGGCCUUGCUGUGCUAGGGCUGGUUUUGUCCAGAAAAAACAGUGUUAGAUGCAUUCUGUGUGGGCUGUAAGGAAUGUUUUCACACAGAUAUUUAUGUGGCAUGCUAGGAUCUGACAGCCAUCCAGAGGGGUUUCGGCCAAUAUUUCAUUUUAAAUAUAUGCUGCACACAACCAAAUAAAAGCACGUGAAAUAGCAGUGCUUCUGAGGGGUAACCCAAACGGCAGGGCAGCCACAGAGAGCGGACACAGACUCUGUAUGGUAAACCGGCGGCUAAAGAGGUAUAGGUUCUUUUGACAGGAAUUUGAGCUAUGAAAGGAUUUAGGGGGAAAUUACCAACCAGUCUGGCAUUCAAAUGCCAAAAUACACAGUCAGAUUCUUGGCUGCAUAAGCCACACUGUAAUGCUCUUCAGCUUCAAUUCAAAGGGAGAAAGGAAGUUGCAAGACUUUUCUGAAAACCUCAGCCUCUUCAUGUAUGCAGGAAAUCGCCAUCAAAGUGCUAGCCCUUCAUCAGGUUAAAAUGAAACUGUGAACUGUAGUAUUAUAUAUGAAGAACUUCAGAGGAGAAGAGGAAGAAACAAAGGAUAUUUUGUUUCCCUCUCCAUCAGAAUAAUUAUCAUUCAGGGAUGAGUUAGUUGUGUAGUAACUUUUUUUUUUCCCCAAAAACAGUUUCUUAAGGCCCAGCAGAGGCAGAACGUAAGACAAGUUGUGAGGUUACUGUCAAACGCUUUACCUCUAAAGGGCCUCUGCCUGCCUCAGCCUGCUGAAGGCCCUUCCAGUGUGGCUCCAGUCUCGAGUUCCUUUUCCUAAGAGCCUGCACCUUCCACUUCCUUUGGCCACAUUCAUAAUACUUAUUUAAAUCAUCACCUGGGUUGUUUUCAGAGCUAGUCAGGUUUCUAGAAAUACAUAAAUGAGGAUGCUAAAGACCUAGGUUAGGAAAAAAAACCACAAGUGGCCAAAAAAUGAAAAAAAUAGGAGACACAGUUACUUCUCACUUACAACUGAAGGAAAGUAGCUGAAUGCCCUGGGUUUGUCUGGCAUAGAGUUAAUUUUCUUCAGUUUGUCAUACUGGUCUGCCAAGAAGAGGGCAGAGAGUGUAUAGGAAGCUGGCAGAGGACACAGCUGCAACAGAUGACACAGGCUGGCCAAGGGGAUCUUUGAUAAUGUGUCUCACCGUGUUCAGUAUAUAACUAGGGGAGUUAGCCGGGGGGUGAGGGGAUUGCUAUUCAGGAACAGGCUGUGCAUUGGUUUGUGAGUGGUGACUGAUUGCACUGUGCAUUACUCACCUUGUAUAUUCUUUGGUUACUAUUAUUAUUAUUUUUCUCUUCCUUUUCUGUUCUAUUAAACUGCCUGUAUCCCACCCCACAAGUUUUACCUUUGUUUUUCCAAUUCUCCUCUCCAUUCCACCGGAGGGAAGGAGUAAGUGAAGUACUUAGUUGCUGGCUGUAGCUAAAUCACUACACUAGAGGACCACAGAAACUACAGCAGUAUCCAUAUGGCAAUAGACGGAGGUUAUUUUAGCAGUGUGAAAUGUUUUCUGAUUCCAACAGCACACAAAAAAGUACCAAAGCAAUUUGCCAGUGACAAUAAUGUGUGGUGUAAUGUUGAGGAUGAAAAACUUUCGGCUGGGUUUGACCCAGUAUAAACCAUCCCUGAGUUUGCUCCAGUAAUGUUGAGUGUUAGCCAACUGUAUCUGGGCUUUAAAUCUGAAUAGUAUCCAUCAUUUGAAUAUAGAUAAAUAUUAAAUUAUGUCUACACUUAGGACAUAGCCUUAGUGUUGACUUAAAAUGUAGCUCACAUUUCUAAAUCAUUUCAGUGAAUUUGUAAAUCACAUCCUUAAAGCUUUUGAAAAACAUAUUUUAUUUUUUUUUUCAGUCUGCUAUUUAACACUGUAGUGUGAUUCUAGCCAAGCCCUGAAAUCCCACGCAAGGCAGAUUAUGUUCAGUUCUCUGGCUGUCUACAUAUUUUCCUCCCCUAUGUACCUUACAAGCCAAUGCCUGAAUAUAGUGUAGAAGUGUAUCCUUAGCAUACACCCAAGAGACCACAUUCAGUAUCCUGUCACCCAUCAUAUUGAACUGAUUGAUUCUAUGAGGAUUGUUAAUAAAAGCAUUAUUUCAAAAAUG